GAACACCUGCUGCGAUCUUUCUCAGAAGAAGACGAAGACGAAGACGAAGAAGAAAGAAGGAGGAAGAAGAAGCAGCGAAGGGUGGGGGCGUUGAAAAUGGCGUUGCAGUGGAUGAUCCUGACGUACGUCGUCGCCGCCGAGGCGGCGGUGGCGUUCCUCCUGACGCUGCCGUCCCCGAAGUUCCUGAAGAACCACCUCGUCUCCUUCGUCUCCCUCGUCCUCCAGCCCGCCCUCUUCGUCGUCCCCUUCGCCGGAUUCCAGCUCCUCGAUAUAUAUUGGAAGAGUGAGCACCGCUUGAGUUGCACGUCCGACAUCUGCACCGCUGCCGAGAGAGACCGAUACGAGAAAGCGAUCUAUAAAGCUCAAAGGAAUGUGAUUUUAUGUGCUUCAGCCUGCCUUCUUUACUGGUGCAUCUAUCGCAUUUGCAAAUACUACAAAGAAAUUCAGAAGUUGGAGGAAAUAGAGAAGAGGUUCAAGGAUCAGUAAAAUCAUCCGUGUUCUCUAGUUCCCCCGGAUGCUUGACUGAGUUACCUCUGGAUGAAGUGGCUACUGCCUCUAGAAGUCUCCUCUUUGCCUUGACCUUUUUUCUUUUCCCCAAUCUGUGUACUUUCCAUACUUGAUUUUCACGUACCUCAAGUUUCUCCAGCUAGACUAGAUACUUUACUGAUGCAUAAUAUGAUAUGCCUAUUUGUUUCUUGCUUGUGUUCAUCGAGAUAUAUUGCAGAUACCGGAUUUAAGCA
This is a messenger RNA of Eucalyptus grandis, 740 nucleotides long. RefSeq lists its product as uncharacterized. The transcript is spliced from 4 exons. Lineage: Eukaryota; Viridiplantae; Streptophyta; Magnoliopsida; Myrtales; Myrtaceae. The record is from RefSeq and is a predicted model, not a curated record. The coding region runs from base 97 to 486 and encodes 129 amino acids. Gene Ontology annotation, cellular component: endoplasmic reticulum membrane; endoplasmic reticulum. Gene Ontology annotation, biological process: endoplasmic reticulum to Golgi vesicle-mediated transport; intracellular protein transport.